ACUAAUUCAAUUCCGGUUUGCGUCAAAAAUUAUAAACAAAGUUGGCGGUAAAGAUGGAGCCGAUGAUAGAGAGUGAACCCUUACCAGCCGAUGAAACAAACCAGGAGUACAGAGUGCAAACAACGUCGAAGAAACAAGUAAUCGAGCAGAUAAAUAAAUACAGAGACAUUUUGAAGACGGCUCUCGACGGACAGCCGGAUGUGGCAGAAGAGACGAAACGAGUUUUCCUGCAGGAGCUGCUGGCGAACUUUGAGGCGGCUGUUCAGGACAACGUGUUGGUGAAUGGACAGCCUUGGCAGGAGGCACCUGAUGUUGAAGCGGUGGAUGAGGCUGUUGACCUGGAAAGCCUGCUGGAUGACACCAUUGUUGAGACCACCAGGAGGCGCCGUUCCUACCCGAGACAGAUCCUGCCACAUGUGGUCCACUCCCUCAAAGCUGAACGUAAACUCAUGGGGCUGUAUGAACACGCAGUCAAACCUCAAGAGGUGGCCAAAGACCCUGAUCAAGAGAGCAUCAUGAACGAUUUGUCAGCAGCGGCUCCUGGGAUGGUGAAACAGGCCAUCCAGGUCAUAAAGUCAAUCAACAGUUUGCAGAAACAAGCUGAAGGCCUCUGUGAGAUCCUCAACAUGAAACCAAGCCACGCCACUCUGGAGAUCCACAGAGAAGUGUUUGGUUUUAACGGCCAAUCAGACGCUCCCCUGCCUCCUGUGAGCGGAGCUUCGAGGAACAGGCAGCCAAUAAAGAGAACUGUAGAGGAAGCAGCAGCCGCAGACUGCUAUGUACCUCUCAGUAAGAAACCUGUGGCGGAGGUCAAGCCAGAGUGACACUUCUGCUACCGUACAGAACAACCAAGAUGGUUGGAUGUCAGGAACUAAUGUGUGUUUUUCUGCGCAGUGUUGUUUUUGAACUCUUUUUAAGAAUAGAAAGCAGUGAUUAAAAUGAUAUGACUUGGGAUGUUUACUCAUUUUAAACAUAUUGAAUAAAUAAUAUUAAUGGUGAGACAUUACUUUAAUUCCCAUAAACGCAGAGAACUGUUGUUCCCUCUGCAUUCCUACGACUCGAUCGAUUUAUGGCACAAAACCACAAGGUGGCGCCGGCAAACGCUGCAAGAGCGUUCGAGUUUCUGCUGAAAAAAAAUCACCUCAAGUAUGUUGAUUCAAAUCAUCAAAAAGAUGUUUCAGGCACAGAAAGAAACAGGGUUACACCUGGGACUUGUUCUCCUAACGUCUCGGUGUCUCUGCAGAGCAUAGGAGAUUGUCAGCGAGGGGAGACUGGAGUUAAUCGACCACGGAUGGCACCAGUCUGUCAGACGGAUUUAAUAAAAGCCCAAAAAAUGGUGCAGCACACUAGGGACAGCCCUAGUAUUAACCAUAUUAACAUUGACAAACCAUGUUAAUCUUAUCUGGUCAAGAAGUCCUGAAACUAUGACGUCAUUUUAAAGGUGCUGUAAGUGAAAACUGCAAUUGUUGAUCCAACGGGAUACCCGAAAUGUUGUUCUCUGUUCACUGCAGAAGCAGGGGCUGGAGACUGGGAGUCACUGACUGAACACUAUAUUUUGAUGAUGGCUGUUGAAAUGUGGCUUAUUUUAACAAAAGAAUAUCGCUUACGGCACCUUUUUUAAGUCAAAGGUUGUUUGCAACCAUCCCGAUUUUGUGAGGAAAAUUUAAAUUAAGUAAAAGUUUUUAUGACUAAACUGAAUCAGAUGAAAUCGUAAAACUGACCUUUGACUCCAGUUCUUGUUGUUCUGUCUAUAGUGUAUAAGAAUACAUUUCUAGAGACUCUUUGUUCCCCCUGCCUGAAAUGAACUGUCCUUUUUAAAAGAUCUAAAUAUAUCUCGUUGGCAUAUAUUUGUCAUUGUUGGUGUUAAAAAAAAAACCUGUUAAGACAUUUACUGGUAUUAUUUUUAUUUUAUUUGUACACUCUUAUCCAUCCUGUACCUAUUUGAAAGGAUAAGGCUGGCAUUAUUCUGUGUUUUUCUUAUUGUCAACAAAUUUCAUAAAAUAACCAAAACCAACAA
Messenger RNA from Dicentrarchus labrax (European seabass), 2017 nucleotides. It is a transcript of the gene nsl1, whose product is annotated as NSL1 component of MIS12 kinetochore complex. Gene Ontology annotation, biological process: mitotic sister chromatid segregation. The coding region runs from base 54 to 824 and encodes 256 amino acids. Gene Ontology annotation, cellular component: kinetochore; MIS12/MIND type complex. The record is from RefSeq and is a predicted model, not a curated record. Lineage: Eukaryota; Metazoa; Chordata; Actinopteri; Moronidae. The transcript has 6 exons.